AUCCCCUUCGCCAAAAAAAAAAAAGAGUCCAACCCGUUCGUUGCCAAUCAUGUCGCAGUCGCGCCCGCCGUCCCCGAUGCUCUCCGUCCCGGAGAAGAAGACCGCCGCCGCCGAGCUAUUCCGCGAUCGCCACUUCUUCAACUCCGCCUCCUUUUCCGACAUCCGCGACGCCCGCGCGGCGCUUUCCGCCGCAACCCCAAACCCCCAGGAUCAGGCGCCCGCCUUCCGCCGCGCCCUCCUCCUCCGCUACCACCGGCUCCUCUUCUCCGCGCGGGACGACCCCUGCGCCUUCGACGAGACGCUCGCCUUCACCUGGCACGACGCCUUCCGGCCUCACCUCAGGCACGCCUCCGCGUCCCUGCGCUUCGAGAAGGCCGCCCUCGUGUUCAACGUCGGCGCCGCCUCCUCGAGGAUCGCGACGGCCGUGGUCCGCGAGACGGAGGGCGGGGUCAAGGCGGCGUGCGCGGAGUUCCAGCGGGCUGCGGGAGCGUUCCGGGCGGUGGGUGAGAUGAUGGAGGGGGAGGAGGGGGCGACGGUGGAUAUGAGCCCGCAGGCCGCGUUGAUGCUGGAGCGGCUCAUGCUCGCGCAGGCGCAGGAGUGCUGCUUCGAGCGCGCUCUCGCCGCGGGGACGUCGCCGGCGGCAUGCUCCAAGGUGGCCAGGCAGGCUGCCCUAUACUAUGAUGAAGCGUAUGCUGCACUUGUUGCCCCUCCACUACAGAACCACUUUGAAAGAUCUUGGGUAUCUCAAAUCCAAUUGAAAGCUGCUCAGUUCAAUGCAGAAGCUUGCUAUAGGUACGCUAUUGAACUCCAUGAGAAGACCGAAAUUGGUGAGGAAAUAACUCGACUGCAGGUUGGAAUUAAUGCAAUUGUGGAUGCUAAGAGAACCGCCAGGGGAGCCCCUGGGCCCCUUUAUGAUUCUGCUUCCAAACUAGAACAAGAUAUGAACCGGAGCUUGGAGAGGGCAGUAAAUGAGAAUAAUCGCAUCUACCUUAUUCGAAGCCCGGCUGCCAAAUCCCUGGCUCCUUUGCCAGCAGCUUCACUUGUCCGUCCUGCGUCCCUGAGUGAGAUCCUAGAUGCAAAGACAGAAAAUGGCCCUCAACCUUCGGAAACGAGUGCUUUGAGGUUGUGAAACUAUAGAAUGACACGUGCAUUACUGCAUUUGCACUUUAAGAUUGUCUGCUGCCGCCAAAUUGCUAUUCUUCUUCCUGUAAAGUUUCGUGUUCACUCGCUCGGAUUAGCAGGGGAUCUGCUAAAGAAACAUUAUAGAAUAGCACCCUUUGAUGAGAGAUAUGAGCAAGAGGCUUCAAACUUGCUAUCUACAUGGUGUAGUUAAAGGGCCAAUAAAAAGUCGUUUUCUUGCUUGGUUUUUA
This is a messenger RNA of Phragmites australis (common reed), 1370 nucleotides long. Its product is annotated as vacuolar-sorting protein BRO1-like. NCBI's taxonomy places the organism in Eukaryota, Viridiplantae, Streptophyta, Magnoliopsida, Poales, Poaceae. Bases 50 to 1129 code for a protein of 359 amino acids. Gene Ontology annotation, cellular component: endosome. The transcript is spliced from 2 exons. Gene Ontology annotation, biological process: protein transport to vacuole involved in ubiquitin-dependent protein catabolic process via the multivesicular body sorting pathway. The record is from RefSeq and is a predicted model, not a curated record.